Molecule: messenger RNA, 615 nt
Organism: Magnolia sinica
Lineage: Eukaryota; Viridiplantae; Streptophyta; Magnoliopsida; Magnoliales; Magnoliaceae
Product: nucleosome assembly protein 1;2-like
Exons: 4
Coding region: 1-600 (199 amino acids)
Biological process (GO): nucleosome assembly
Cellular component (GO): chromatin; nucleus
Molecular function (GO): histone binding; chromatin binding
Source: RefSeq, a predicted model, not a curated record
AUGAAUGGGUUAGAAGACAUCAGCCAUGAAUUCCAGAGCCGUGUAUUUGUUUUGCAAGCAGUUUACCACCUGGGUUUUGAGCUAGAACAUCAAUAUAGUGGUUCGUUCCUGACAGAUUUCUUAGGCGAUGAAGGGGCUCUCAAGUAUCUCAAAGAUAUCAAGUGGUUUAGAAUUAAUGAUCCCAAGGGCUUCAAACUCGAAUUCUUCUUUGAUCCUAACCCAUACUUCAAGAACACUAUUCUAACAAAGACAUAUCACAUCAUUGACGAUGAUGAACCUAUUCUUGAGAAGGCCAUAGGGACGGAGAUUGAAUGGUAUCCUAGAAAGAGCCUGACACAGAAGGUUCUGAAAAAGAAGCCAAAGAAGGGAUCAAAGAAUGCCAAGCCCAUCACAAAAACUGAACAAUGUGAUAGUUUCUUCAACUUCUUCAAUCUACCACAAGUCCCGAAUGAUGAUAAUGAUGAUAUUGAUGAAGAGACAGUUGAGCAACUUCAGAAUCAAAUGGAGCAGGAUUAUGAUGUUGGGUACAUGUUCUUUCCCUUGAAUUAUUCAUAUGUUUCUUGCCUACUUCAUUCAUUGCAAAAGCCUCUUCCUUUCUAAAUAAUGAUGGUGAAU